Ruditapes philippinarum (Manila clam) is the source of this 1211-nucleotide messenger RNA. RefSeq names its product hydroxylysine kinase-like. The transcript is spliced from 5 exons. NCBI's taxonomy places the organism in Eukaryota, Metazoa, Mollusca, Bivalvia, Venerida, Veneridae. The record is from RefSeq and is a predicted model, not a curated record. Gene Ontology annotation, molecular function: amino acid kinase activity. The coding region runs from base 76 to 1131 and encodes 351 amino acids.
UAAGAUUUAGUCAUAACCGGAUAUAAACAAAUGACAUUAUGUAGUGUAAAUUAAAACUUUUUAAACCUUUUGACAAUGGUUUGUGUAAAUGAGGACGUGAUUAAAUCGGUUAUGAAGGACGAAUACGGCAAAACGGUCGUAAAUAUAACACCUCUUGACGGAUAUAUAGAUGCAAACUUUAAAAUAGAUAUUGUAGAUGGGAUUUCGGAUGGACAUUCCGGAUAUGAAUCGGUGAUAUUGAAAAUAUCGUCGGGGAGUACCGAUUCAAUAAUUUUGCAGCACAGUAUUAUGACAUACCUCGAUGUAAACGGUAUAACUACAUGUACACCAGUGAAAACAACAUCUGGGAGCACUUAUUGUACAGAAAAUUUUCACGAAGAUACUAAUAAUGAUUCAGAAGAACAAGUAUGCACGGUCCUUUCUUAUUUACCUGGCAUCACAUUAAGGUCGGCAGGAAAUCCAAUAUAUUUGAUGGAAGACUUAGGGGGAUUUGCGGGUAGAGUUGAUAAACUCCUGCAGACAUUUGAACAAGAAGACAUUCAACCCUCUGAGACAAUAUGGGAACUUACAGGAACACCAAAAUUGAAACCGCUCAUUGAGAAAUACUGCGAUAACGACAUCAAGGAACUUGCUGAGAAUAUCAUCAAAGCAUUCGAGAACAAAAUCUUGCCGGUUAUUACCUCAUUUCAGAAAGGAUACAUUCACGGAGAUUUCAAUGACUGUAAUUUCAUCGUGUUGCAAACUUUAACAAAAGUUGAUAAAUAUACUAUUUCCGGUUUAAUUGAUUACGGAGACGCUUGUGUCAGCUUCUACGUGUACGAGAUCGCCACAUUAAUGGCGGACAUGAUGGCAGUGUGCCAAGGAAAGCAAAAUCCGUUUGAAGUUGGAAAACUUAUACUACGAGGAUAUAGAAAAGAAUUUGAAUUAAAUAGUGUUGAAUUGGAUAAUCUUAGAUUAAUUAUUUGUAUAAGAAUGAUACAGUAUUAUGUACUGGGUGCUGAGAUUUUAGAAAAGGAUCCGAGUAAUGAGUAUGCUGGACUUGAUAGGGACGAAUACAUCAGUUUGUGUAAAUAUUUGUGGGAUAUUGAUGACGAGCGAUUUAGACUAGAACUUGUCGAAAAUUUGAACUAAGAGAUAAAUAAUUGAUUAAACACACUGCACAAAUUAAACUUGGAUUUUUCUUUAUCUUGAACCAAUAAACAUGUAUUUUC